This is a messenger RNA of Scophthalmus maximus (turbot), 1440 nucleotides long. RefSeq names its product prothymosin alpha. Lineage: Eukaryota; Metazoa; Chordata; Actinopteri; Pleuronectiformes; Scophthalmidae. The coding region runs from base 167 to 616 and encodes 149 amino acids. The record is from RefSeq and is a predicted model, not a curated record. The transcript has 5 exons.
CAACGAGGUCGGGAGAAAAAGCGGAGCCGGUCAGACAUCAUUCCUCCCUCAGCGCCUCCAGACCGUCCACACGAAGGCGAGGAGAACAAGACAAGACGCCGCUUCCUCAAACAGGAAUAUAAUUAUCUCAAUUAAUUAAAAAGAAAAAGAAAAAAGAAAAUCAACCAUGGCCGACACAGCUGUUGACAAAACCGCUACCACAGAGGUUACAGUCAAGGAGCUGAAAGAGAAGAAAGAAGUAGAAGUGAAGGAGACGACGACGACGAAGAAGAAGGAGGUGGUGGUGGUGGUGGAGGAGGAGAAGAAGAAGAAGGAGGAGGAGGAGGUGGAGAAGGAGGAGGAGGAGGAGGAGGAGAAGACGAAGAAGACCGACAACGGAGACGCACCUGCCAAUGGCACAAAUGGUGCUGAUCACAGCGACAAAGUGGAAAAACCACCAGCAGCAGAGGAGGAACACAAGAAUGGAGAUGGUAAGGCAGAGGAGGCGCCCCCUGCUGAGGAGACCGACGCAGAGCCGGUGAAGCGUGCAGCUGAAGAGGACGAGGAAAAGGUGGAGAUAAAGAAACAGAAGACGGAGGAAAAUGGAGAUUCAAAAGAGGCAGAAGUGGAGGCUUAGAUUUCUGCUCUUCUUGUUUUGCAGCACUGUCUUUCCGGCCUGGUCAUUAUCAUAGUGUAGAGCUUGUGCUUUCUGUAUCUUUGAGAGAGAUAUUUCUUUUCGUUUGCUCCCAUGUUACCACAUUGCACUGGAGUCCUGAAACAAAAGUGGCCCUGCAUCCUUUUUUUUAUGAAAUGUUAUUUAUUGGUCUUUAAAAUGAGCUUUUUUUCUACUUGUACAAAUUGGGCCACACCGCGAGAUCAGUUUAUUUCAUUUUUGAGGUUUUAUAUCGGUAUGUUAGAAGCACAAUCUCUAUGUCAGUGCUGACCAGAUGAUUCGUACUUACAGGCAGCUGCUCACCUCUAAGGCUCAUGUUGACCUCUCAGAUUCACUAAAGGGACCAAAGAUAAGUUUUAAGCAGGGGCUAAUAGACACUUGUUAGCAUUAUUAGUUGAGGCAUACCUUUUUUGUGUUGAGCUGCUGGUUAAUCCUUAGCUCGGACGCCCUGUUAACAUAACAGAUGGUGCAAAUGAAUUAAGGGGCUCUGUCUUGUGCCCCGAUGAUAAGGCUGCUUGACUCUGUUUUAUGGAGGCAGGAUUUUGCAAUGUUAAUUAACCCCUCUUAAAUCUUAACGCUUUGGUCAUUUGUUCUGUAUGCAUUCCACGCAAAUUUGUACCAUUUAUACUUUUGUUUUUCUUACGUCUUCAACGAGUUAUGUUAUUGGCUGGGUAGCCCAGUUCUUGUGUCCCAAGACUGCCUUUUUCAGAACCAGAAUGACAUUCGGUUACUUCAGCCACUGCUUUGUAUAUUCUGAUUAACAAAUAAAUUGUCUUUUUACUUAAGAA